AAACCAAAAUGACAUUUACGCGACUGAUCAAAAUCUUUCUCUUAUUUCGCGAUUUCAAGGAGAGAAUUGUGUAGUUUGAUUCAAUCAAAGCUAAUUUUGGAGAAAUCAAAGAGUUUCUUUCUUCUUUCUUUUUUCAGCGACGAGCCUUCUUAAGUGGCCAUGGAUUCUGAAGAUAGUUCAUCGGAUGCGAACGCUGCCUCUGGCGAAAAGAAUUCAUCAAUGGACAUGGAUUCUGCAGAUAAUCCAUCAGAUGCGAACAUUGUUGGUUUUGGUGACGAUCCUUCUUCAGCGGCCAUGGAUACUUCAGAUGCGAACGUCACCUAUGAGUACACGUUAAGUUUAGAUGAUAUGGUUUUGGAAGCUUUAUCAACAAUCGAUGAAGAACAUGAUGGAUCUGGUCGUGAUGUCGAUGGGAUUUUCGAAUUUAACAAUGUUAGGAGAAUCUCUUUCCCUCUCUCUAUAAGUAUCUGUUUUCAGGAACGGUACGUUAUACCGGAAAAUGUUAGGGAGCUAUUGAAAGACGAGCUUGAAAAACUAGUUGCUGAGAGGAAAAUAGAGAAGGUAGGAAACCGCUACAAGAUGAUGCCCCAACGUGUUCCUACCACAGCAGCUACUAGAGAAGAUUCCACAAUGCUACAAGAGUCACCAAGUACUUCUCUCGUUCCAAGAGCACCAGAAGAAAAUCCUCAGGUAGAAGCAGUAGCAAAAGUAGUCGCAGAGGCAGAAAAUUAUGAGUUCCAAGCAAAAGAGGCACAAGAACUUGUCGAUAGACACAGCCAGAUGCUAGAUUUAGAAAGAUUAUUCUUGGAAUUAGCCGUGGAAAUCCUUAACCGAUGUGCUAAUGGUCAAAAGAUUUUCCUGCGCGACGAUCCUUCUUCAAUGGCCAUGGAUCCUGGUGAUUCUUUAUCGGAUGCGAAUGACGUUACUUAUGGAAAUCUACCACCUGCUGCUUCUUCUUCAUCUUCUUCUUCUUCAGAUCCUUCAGCAGAAAACCUUCCCUAUGCCGACCAGCUUGAAAGGGCCAUGAUAGAUACAGAAGACGACAGGGGUCCCUCAGGGUUUACGACUGAUGAAUUGAUUUAUCAGGCUUUAGAAACAGUCUAUCCUGAUGGAAAUGGUCUUGAUAUCGAUGGAAUUUUCAAUUUUAUCGAGGAAAGGAACGAGUUACAGGAAGAUUUUAGGGACCGGUUGGAAGUCCAGCUGGGAAAUCUAGUUUCUGAAGGCCAAGUAGAGAUGGUAGGAAACCUCUACAAGAUCCCACAUGGUCUUUUUGAUACUCAAUUAGUGUCAGUAGUAGCUUCAAAUCUACCACAAACCAUGAGUCCAGAAGAUUCGACGAGCGCAAAGCCACAAGACACACCAAGUACUUGUGCUUCUUUCGCACCAGCAGCAACAGAAGAAGAUCCUCGGAUAGAAGCAGUAGCAAGAGAAGUCGCAGAGGCAGAACACUUGGAGUUCGAAGCAAAAGAGGCAGAAGAACUUGCAGAUAGACACGUCCAGUUGCUAAAUUUAGAAAGCAACAUAAUCUUGGAGUUAGCCGUGGAAAUCCUUAACCGAUGUGCUAACGGUGAACAGAUUUACCUGCUAAAGUCUUUCACUUUUGAUUUCAAGCUUUCAUCUCUCACUCAACUCAAACUCCAGAGGUUCGGAAAUAUUUACUUUACUAUGCGAUUGAUGGCGAGCAAUAUUAUCUUGUUCGAGGAUAUCUUCGUUGUCGAUAAGCUCGACCCUGAUGGCAAAAAGUUCGAUAAAGUUACUCGCGUUCAAGCUACGAGCCACAACUUGGAAAUGUUUAUGCAUUUAGAUGUUAACACAGAGGUUUAUCCAUUGGCUGUUGGUGAUAAGUUCACACUUGCGUUGGCUCCCACGCUUAAUCUCGAUGGAACCCCUGAUACCGGAUAUUUUACUCCGGGAGCAAAGAAAACACUUGCGGAUAAGUAUGAAUACAUCAUGUACGGGAAGCUUUACAAGAUCUCUGAGCGUGACGGCAAAACUCCAAAAGCAGAGCUAUAUGUUUCGUUUGGCGGCCUCCUGAUGUUGCUUAAGGGAGAUCCAGCUCACAUUUCUCACUUCGAACUCGACCAGAGGCUCUUCCUACUCAUGAGGAAGCUAUUUAGAGUCAAUACCGAAGGUGAAUUUGAUUUCGAGAGAGAGAGGACGACGAAGUGUUUAGAGAUGCUAGGACAUCGUAAGAAUAAAUGGACGGUGGAAGAAGAGGAGGCGCUUCUCGCCGGAAUAGCCAAGCACGGUUCCGGAAAAUGGUCGAAUAUUGUAGACGAUCCCGAGUUUGCGGCUCAACUUCUAGAUCGCACUAACAUUAACCUCAAGGUCGAAAUUUGGGUGUUUAAUGUUGGAUUGAUGUUGUCUUGUUUACUCUUCUUGCGUAAUGUCAAGGAUAAAUGGCGUAAUAUGAAGAAAUCAAGGACACAUACACUCGAAUCUAACUCCAUUUUCACUUCACCUUCAAAGACUUCUCGUGCUGUUGUUAGCAAUGAUACUAGGUAUGCUGCAAUGGUUUUUGAGGCUAUAUCAACAAUUAAUGAUGAAAAUGGAUCUAAUCUCAAGGAGAUUCUCAGCUUUGUCGAGGAACAACAUGAGGAGGUUCCACAAAACUUUAAGAGACUGUUGAGUUAUAGCCUGAGAAUCCUUGUUUCUCAAGACAAACUCAAAAAGGUACGAAAUCGUUACAAAAUCUCAGUUACGAAAGAAAUGAAGCCAACACUCACCCUGUGUCCAAAAGAUUCCACGAAGCCAACAGAGCUACCAAGUACUUCUGUGAUAUUAACAACAUCAAAAGAAACACGGGAGAUAGACGCAGCAGCAAAUAGAGUAGCAGAACGAAUCAAUGAGUUGGCAAAAGAAAAUGACGACUGGUACGAGGAGCGACAAGACUUUAGGAUGUUUUUGAGUGAGUGCCUGACAAUUCUCGUUUCUCAAGGCAAACUGGAAAAGGUAUUAUUAGAUGGCUACAAGAUCUCAGAAUUAGAAAACAAAGUGAUGGAAGUAGCACCAGAAGUCGUAGCAAUGAAACUAGCAGAGUCAGAUAACAAAAGGUUGAUAGCAGCAGAGGCAGUCGAAGAAGAAGAACGAAUGCACAAGUUCUUAGAAGAAAGCCACACGAUGCUUCAGUUAUGCUUAGAAAUCCACCAACAAUGUGCUCUUGGGGAAGAGGUUUUUCUAUGGUAAAGAGCUCUACUAGUAGACACGAUCGUAUAUAUCUUCUUUGGUUCAAUUUAGAUAACUGAUUUCAUUUGACUUAUCUAACCAAAGUCAGCUCUGUUUUUGUAGUUCUUAUUUUGUGGUUGUAGUGGGGAACUAAUGUUCACCGUUUUGUUCAUAAAACAUCUGGUUAGCA
Molecule: messenger RNA, 3355 nt
Organism: Arabidopsis arenosa
Lineage: Eukaryota; Viridiplantae; Streptophyta; Magnoliopsida; Brassicales; Brassicaceae
Source: the annotation of a GenBank genome assembly